Messenger RNA from Durusdinium trenchii, 3006 nucleotides. The record is from the annotation of a GenBank genome assembly. NCBI's taxonomy places the organism in Eukaryota, Dinophyceae, Suessiales, Symbiodiniaceae.
AUGGGAGAAAGUGACGCCAUCUCCCGAAAAGCCGUGAGACACCACAUCACUGACGAGACCUAUGAGACUGAAGAUCCCUUCGGCCAGAUCUAUGGAAAGCUGACUCCACUGCAGCAGGAAAGCCUCGUGACCUCAGCCGACCACUAUCAACAAGAGGCAGAGGAGACCUUUGAAGUGCUCUUCAACACGUCGUCUCAGGUAGACUUGAUGGAAGUGUGUUGUCCUCCUGACAGUCGCUUGUCCCAGACAUUCCUGGACAACAACCGCAAGGCGAUCCGAGUUGGCCUGCCGGCCCAUGACCUGUCCAACUCCAAGGACACUGAGGAGAUCAUCGCCAUGAUUCAUGAUUUGAGACCCAAGAUGAUGUGGAUCUCUCUUCCUUGCGGACCUUACUCUCCUAUUCAGCACAUCUUCAACCAGGCAACUCCUGAGCAAGAAGCAGCACUGCUUUUGAGGAAGAAGAGAUCUCGGAAGCUCAUUCGCAAUGCCCUUCGCCUGGUGAAGACACAGCUUGAAGAAGGAAGACAUGUAUGUUGGGAAUGGCCUCAAAACAACGGUGGCUGGCGACUUCCCGAGCUCAAGGUCCUCUAUGAUCUGAUGAACCAGUUCAAGGAGACGCACCAUGCCCACAUCCAUGGCUGCGCCUUCGGCGUGAAGAAUGCAGUGGGUAUGCCUUUGAAGAAACCAUGGAAGGUGGUUUGCACUUCACCCUCUAUGGCAGCUGCGCUGACUCGCCGAUGUCCUGGAAACCACGAGCAUGCCGAAUGCAUUGGUGGGCAAGAUGCUCGAAACUCAGGCUUCUAUCCAGAAGCCAUGUGCCGGACUAUCUUUCGCACGGUCCAGUCUAUGAACCACUCUCUGGAUGGUGGAGCCUUUGCCGAGUCCUUUCCCAUCUUCGAUGACACCCUGAUGGAGGAUGAGAAGGAGCUCAACUUAGAGAAACCUUUGAGCGACAGUGAACGAAAGAUGGCCAUGCAGACUUUGGCCAAGCUACACCGACGCACCGGGCAUCCCUCCAAUCAUGCCCUAUCUGGUUGCCUCAAACAUCGUGGAGCUCACCAUGAGGUGAUUGAGAUGGCAAAGAAAUAUCAAUGUCCAGAAUGUCAAGAGCUUCGGCUAGCUGAGUUGAACCCUUCUGGAGCUCUUCAGCGGCAUGGCACCAGGCACUCCCAGAGCACCACAACAGCAACCAGCGACUCCGACAGCACCCCAGAGAUCCAGAACCCCGGGAAGAGGGUUAGCCUGUCCAGAUUGGCACGAGAUCCAAGAUACACACCCGAGCCAGUGCCAAAACCCAGAACUGUUCCAGAACUCUUUGAGCAGCCUAUCUUCAAGAAGCAGCGACGCCUGCACCAAGGCGAAGAUGAGGCGAUGAUGGUCAGUGACACUAUGACCACGCCCAUGAAGGAUUUGGCUGACUACGCCUGCGUUCUCUACCUGGACUUGCCAAGCAAAGCCAAUGAGUGGAGAAAGAUGCGACGAACGCCCAUCAACUACUUCGUGAAGAAGGUGCGUGGAGCAGAAAUCCAAUGGCACAAACUUGAUCCCACCGAGAAGAAGAAAUUCAUGGAGGCAAAACACUUGGAGGUGCAGCAAUGGCUCACCGCCUCAGCCGUGAAGCGCAUCACAGGCGACUAUCCCAAAGAUCGCCUAGUGAGAAUGCGGUGGGUGUUGACCUACAAAGAGAAUGGAGCAGCCAAAGGCAGAAUAGUGCUGAUCGGGUUUGAAGACCCCGACCUAGGCUCAAUUCAGAGCUCAGCACCGACAAUGUCCAAACGAACACGCCAGUUGGCCCUUCAGUACUCCAGCAUCAUGCGCUGGCGCCUGCUCAAAGGGGACGUGAAGUCAGCCUUCUUGCAAGGCGACCCGGAUGAAGCAGAUAGAGCUCUCUAUGCUCGCCCGGUUCCAGAGCUGGCUGAAGCCCUCCACAUGAAGGAGAAUGAGGUGGUCCAGGUCCUCAAGUCCUGCUACGGCCUGGUGAACGCACCUGCUAACUGGUACUUGUGCAUCAGACGCACUCUUGCUGAGCUGAACUUCACACAGAGCCGCAGUGACCCAUGUCUCUGGUUCUACUACAUGGAGACUGGCGACCCCGAGCGACCCAAAGAGCUGGCUGGCUACAUUUGCUCUCACGUUGAUGAUUUUAUCAUCAGCGGCAAUGAAGAGUGUGAACAAUGUGUUGAGGCCAUUGAGCAGAUCACCUACACCACCAAGAAUGAGCAUGAGCCUUUGACAAAAGACGAGAUGUCUCAGCUUCGGGGAGCACUCGGUGCACUUCAAUGGCGGGCGCAACAGACCGCGCCUCACCUGAUGGCCCGACUGGGUCAGCUGCAGAGCUCCAUCACCAAAGCCAACAUUGAGACCAUCAAGGCCACCAACAAGCUGAUUCGUGAGAACUUCCAGCAUCGCUACUUGUCGGCACGAAUUAAUCAGCUGGGUGUGGAGGAUCCCCGAUCGGUUCACUUCGUGGCAUGGAGCGACGCAGCUCUCGCAAAUCGCAUCGACCUCAGCUCUACUGGAGGAUUCCUCAUAGCAGCUACUUCAGAGAAGAUGUUGCUUGGUGAGCGUGCUCCUUUGACGCUAGUCUCUUGGCUUGAUUUGAAAGCCAGCGAGAAGGCAAUCUCGCAAAUCCCCGGAACAGUUGUCACAGAUGCAAAGGCACUUUUUGACAUUUUGUUGAAGAGUGAUCUCAAUUCGGCCGCGGCAGGGUUGCGUGAUAAAUAUUCCGCAUUGGAGGUGCUUUGCCUGCUUGAAUCCUUGGCAAAGCUAGGAACCAAGGCUCGCUGGGUGCAUAGCGACCAACAGCUUGCCGACCAUUUGACCAAACCCCUUCCGGCCGGAACACUCCAUAAGGUCCUCAGUGAAGGCGCAUGGACGUUGGUGUUCGACCCAACCUUUACAAGCGCCAAGAAGGUAAAGGCGGCCAUGCGGAACAACUCGAGCCAAAAGUUUGGGGGCAUGUCGAAUUCUGAGCCUGACCCAACCUUUUUGUGUGAGCUUGACUGA